AAUGAACAAGACUAAUCAGAAAUACUCUCGCUCAAUUCAUCCACGUUAUUGUCAAUAAUAUCAUAACUGUGCAUUAAUUGAAAUAAUAACAUCAGUACUUAAGUUUUAAGACCAUAUCCUUGACAUUAAGACUUAAAAGGAAAUACUUUUUUUUUCAUUGAUAAAAUUAGAUCACCUUAGUUUAUAUCUCCAUCUUGCUCCGAAAGUGUACUACCUUAGAUAAUCAUUAGAAUCUCAUACUCAAUUCAUGUGCGAAUAAUUUUGAUUCUC
Paramecium octaurelia is the source of this 270-nucleotide messenger RNA. NCBI's taxonomy places the organism in Eukaryota, Ciliophora, Oligohymenophorea, Peniculida, Parameciidae. The record is from the annotation of a GenBank genome assembly.